AUUAAAAAUCAUUCCUCCGUGAACACGUAAACAUUUUAAUUCACCGAAUUUCAACGAAAAUUCAAGAUGUUAUUCAAAACGUGCCAAAAAAUCCAAAACAUCAACAAAUUCGCUCUUCAAAACCUCUUUUUGGCCCGUAAUUUCUGCUUCAAAUCAACAAACCAGAAUGCCGAAGCAAAUCUCAGCUAUGGGACAGAAAAUCACGAAGGCAUCGCCGUUCUCGGUCUGAACAGAGCAAAAGCGAAAAACUCCUUUUCCGUGAGUCUCGUGAAGGAUCUUCGCUCGCACAUCGACUCCUUGGCGCAUGACAACAAAGUUCGCGUUCUCGUGCUGCGCAGUCUGGUUCCCGGUGUUUUUUGUGCUGGCGCUGAUUUAAAAGAACGCGCGACUUUGACGCCGACUCAAGUUUCCGCUUUCGUGACGUCACUCAGAAAAUUGCUCAGCGACAUCGAACAGUUGCCGAUGCCCGUUAUUGCGGCAAUUGAUGGCGUUGCCCUGGGAGGCGGCUUGGAAAUGGCUCUGGCUUGUGAUAUCAGAGUGGCAGCUGAUAACGCGAAAAUGGGACUGGUUGAGACGAAAUUAGCGAUUAUGCCGGGUGCGGGAGGAACUCAACGACUUCCGAGAGUGAUAAAUGCCGCACUUGCCAAGGAACUUAUUUUCACGUCGCGAGUUUUUAACGGAGUUGAAGCCGAAAAAAUGGGAAUUUGUAAUCAUUCCGUGCAGCAAAAUGCCGAAGGGAACGCAGCUUUUGUCAAAGCACUUGCCUUGGCGGAAGAAAUUCUCCCGAAUGGACCGAUUGGAGUGAGAAUGGCGAAAAAAGCGAUCGAUAAAGGACUUCAAGUGGACCUUAGCACGGGAUUUGCCAUCGAAGAAGCUUGCUAUGCGCAGUUAAUUCCAACAAAAGACCGAUUGGAAGGCUUGAAAGCGUUCGCGGAGAAGCGAAAACCAAACUACAAAGGAGAAUAAAUUUAAUUUUUGGCAAGAAAUUUGAUGACAUUACACACCAGAGAUGCAUUUUAAUAAAAUUUUUAUAAAAUUUUAAUUUUUUUUAUGAUUUUAAGUGUCAUGAGUUCCCUCACAAAUGCGAAUAGGAACCCAACCUAGUGCGAAUUAAAUUUUUAACUUCA
This is a messenger RNA of Culicoides brevitarsis, 1127 nucleotides long. Its product is annotated as methylglutaconyl-CoA hydratase, mitochondrial. Gene Ontology annotation, biological process: fatty acid beta-oxidation. Gene Ontology annotation, cellular component: mitochondrion. The record is from RefSeq and is a predicted model, not a curated record. Gene Ontology annotation, molecular function: catalytic activity. The transcript has a single exon. Lineage: Eukaryota; Metazoa; Arthropoda; Insecta; Diptera; Ceratopogonidae. Bases 67 to 966 code for a protein of 299 amino acids.